Molecule: messenger RNA, 1461 nt
Organism: Mustela erminea (ermine)
Lineage: Eukaryota; Metazoa; Chordata; Mammalia; Carnivora; Mustelidae
Product: casein kinase II subunit alpha'-like
Biological process (GO): regulation of chromosome separation; protein phosphorylation
Cellular component (GO): nucleus; protein kinase CK2 complex; cytosol
Molecular function (GO): ATP binding; protein serine/threonine kinase activity
Source: RefSeq, a predicted model, not a curated record
AUGUCGCCGGGAGGAUUCCCUUCAAACUCUUUUGUAGACAAUACGGUAUUUAAUAAUUAUAUUUUUGGCCGCCGCCACCGCAGCCAACGCUGCCGCUUUCCAGGCUGGUGGCGCCGCCGCAGCCGCAGCCUCGGAGCCGUGAGCCACGCGGAGAUCGCCGGGGAGCGAGAGCGCCGCCCGCCCAGCCGACCGCUCCAGGGCCCAGCGGGCGCGGCCGCCGCCCCCGCGCCCCCAGCCCGCCCGCCCCCGCGGGCCCCGCCUGGCGUGGCCGCCUGCCGCCGCGCUUCUCCUCCUGCUUCUCCUCCGGCAGUGCCCCGCCCGCCGCCUUCUGUGCCCGCCGCCCUGCGACGCCCGCCCCCCCCGCCCCCCCCGCCCCGCGCCGCCGCCGACACCGCCCUCUGCGCCCCGCGGCGCCCCCGGGUCCCGCCCCCCGUGCCCCGCCCAGCCGCGGGCAGCAGGGCCCGGGUCCAAGCCGAGAGGAACAGCCUGAGGAGCCGCGAGUACUGGGACUAGGAGGCUCGCGUCCCGAGCUGGGGUAUUCAAGAGGGUUACCAACUGGUUCGAAAACUUGGUCGGGGAAAGAACAGUGAAGAAUUUGAGGCCAUGCACAUCCCCGACAAUGUGGUUGUCAAAAUUCUCAAGCCGGUGAAGAAAAAGAAGAUAAAACGAGACGUUAAGAUUCUGGAGAACCUUCGUGGUGGAGCAAAUAUCAUGAAGCUGAUUGACAUUGUGAAGGACUCUGUGUCAGCGACCCCAGCUUUGGUAUUUGAAUAUAUCCGUAAUACAGAUUUUAAGCAACGUUACCGGAUCCCGACAGACUUCGAGGUCCGGUGUUAUAUGCAUGAGCUCCGUAAGGCCCUGGAUUCCUGCCGCAGCAAGGGAGUCCGGCCCAGGGAUGGGAAACCGCACGAUGUCAUGGUGGGUCAGCAGCAGAGAAAGCUGCGGCUGAUAGCCUGGGGUCUGGCAGAGUUCCACCGUCCUGCUCCGGAGUACCAUGUCCGUGCAGCCUCGAGAUAUUUCAAGGGCCGGGAGCUCCUUGUGGGCGAUCAGAGGUAUGAUUACAGCUUGGACAUGUGCAGUUUGGGCCGAAUGUUAGCAAGCACGAUCUUUAGAGAGCAGCCCUUCUUUCACGGACGGGACACCUAUGACCAGCUUGUCCGCAUUGCCAAGGUUCUGGCUCCAGAUGAGCCGUAUGGGUGUCUGAAGAAAGACCACAUAGACCUAGAUCCGCGCUUCAACCAUAUCCUGGGACAAUAUUCACGGAAACGCUGGGAAAACUAUAUCCAUAGUGAGAACAGACCCCUCGUCAGCCCCGAGGCUCUAGAUCUUCUGGACAAACAUCAGCAGAGACUGACUGCCAAAGAGGCCACGGAGCACCCGGUAUACGUGGCGAUGAAGGAGCGGUCCCACCCUCCUGCAGACAAUGCUGUGCUUUCCAGUGGCCUCAAGGCAGCCCAGUGA